AAUGUUUAACUUAUUAAUGCUGGCUAAUGCUAUUAAUUUAAUACUGAGUGAUUCUGAUCACGAAAGUUGUAAUUUGGAUGAAGAUGUUCAAAGGAGAUAUAUAGAAAUUGAUGAUGUUCAACGUCAAGAUUUAAAAAGACCGCAAUCAUGGGGGUAUUGUAAUGAAGAAAAUAUGUAUAUUUGUUCUGACGGUAAAAAGAUUGACUGUAAUUUACGUUGUGAUGGUAAAAAUGAUUGUGGGCAAUUUAGCGACGAAGGGAUAUUUGCUGAUUGCUGGUUUGGAGAGAUACUAAAAUGUUUCGAAUGCGAAAUCAUUGGUGAAACAACAAAGGACGUUAACAAUUGCAGAAAACCUAAAUCCAGCGGCUUAACUCGAGUUGAUUAUAAAUCUUUGUUUUGCGUAUCAAUUUUAGGAGGCAUACAAUUCAGGAGUAACUUACACUUGGAUGAAAAGAUGGUGUGA
This is a messenger RNA of Dimorphilus gyrociliatus, 463 nucleotides long. Lineage: Eukaryota; Metazoa; Annelida; Polychaeta; Dinophilidae. The record is from the annotation of a GenBank genome assembly.